AAAAAGAAAAUUUUGAUUGAUUCAGUUAAUUAAGAAAUUAACUGAAACUUAAACUUUUCCUCGAAAAUCAGCUCCAGUACUGAAAGGUCAACAGUAUCCCUCCUAUACCAGUUAUUCCUCCUAGAACGACUCACUUUCACCCUAAAAUAAUAAACUAAUUCCCUUUCACAAAACCUAUUCUUUUCCUCUGAACAACUGUAUCACCCCAAAAUCCAUGAUUCUCCUCUAAACAACUGUAUCACCUCAAAAAAGAAUCAAUUUUCUCCCAAAAUCAUCCCCAAAAUUCAUGAAAUCCUCCACAAAGUCUCCAAACCACCGGCUCUACGGUCAAGCACGAUGACACAACGAGUAACGCCCCAAAAAAUGUCGCGAGUGUGUUCGAGUUUCUCCAAUUUGUUGAGGAACGUUUGUGGCAACAGUUUCUUCGUUUGUUUGGUUGUAUUUCUGUUGAAUACCAAGUUCAGUUCUGCUACGAGUUCAGCUGCUUUAGCGUCUUCAACGGAUUUGUUCACUAAUAGAUCAGGUUGCACAUACGCAGGGCGUCGCUACAAGAAUGGCGCCGAGGUGGGGACGGCUGAGAAGUGCCUGCGCUGUCUCUGUCUGUCGUCACAGCUAGUGUGCCGUCUGCGAGUGUGUGCCCGUCUGCCCGACCCACCUCCACCCGGCUGCAUACUGCUUCAGCGGGCCAACCAAUGUUGUCCGCAACUCGUGUGCAAGCAGGAUGGAGCCGUUAACGAGAACAGUAUACUAGAGGGCCGAGCAAGGAACGGGAACCCAGUUUUCUCACAGAAUGGACCUGGAUGCCUACACAACGGCACCGUCUACGGAGAGGGGUCAGCCAUGAGCACAUCCAGUGAUUGUCAGUACUGCUACUGCAUCAAGGGCCAGCAGCACUGUGUCACACCACAGUGUGUGUUAACCAUGCCGGGGUGUCAGCCGGUCUUCAACAAACACUCCUGCUGUCCCAUCAAGUACAACUGCAGUCAUUCAAUUUCAACUACAACAUCACAGCCAAUUCCUCGAAGCAAAGGGUGCUCUGUGAAUGGCAGUGUGUACGAGGAGGGUGAUAGGCUGGACGGUUUGGCGCGCAAGUGUGAGACCUGUUACUGCGUUCUGGGAGCAGUGAGAUGUGAACCGGUCACUUGUUCAGUGCCCAGUGGGGCCAAGCAGCACUGCAAACCGGUCUUCUCGGACCUCCACUGCUGUCCUAUAAGCUACAAAUGUAGCCAACAUAUCUACGAGGAUAUGCCAAAAGAAACGAGAAACUAUAAUAGCAAGGAAGAUAAAACGGUAGGUUCGGCGUUGGAAGUAAAAUCACAUCCAGCAGAAACUGAACUCACCCCGUCUACAACCAAGAACAGUUCUACUAACAUUGCCCAGACUUUAUUCCCUACAAACUCAAAAUCCUCAAAAACUCCCUUAAAAUCUUCAACAGAAAGCAACUCAACAACAGAAACCGAAACAACAGAUCUGACAACACUGGAAAGUCGCACCGAAACAGUUUACGUCACAACAACAGACGCAUCGACAACAGACGAUUCGACAACAGAAGACUUGACAACAUCAGUCUACGAUGUCGACUACAGUUCAACGAUGGAUUCCAGUGAAAUAUCGACCACCGAUGUUGACAGCACAACAUUGGAUCCAGUGACAACAGGAGAACCUUUUCUACCGACUUUAAUACCGUCGUCUACUAUUAGAAAUGAAGAUAAUACAACGGCUGAGAGUUUGAAAAGUAAUGAGUCGUCUACCACCACUACUAUGAAGGCUAUACCACCGGAAUUAGAAGCUAUCCUAAAUAGUACUCAAAAUAAGGAGCCUAGUGAGGACUACGAUUAUGAUUACAAUGAGUCAUCAUUACCACCCUCAUUGCCCAAUCUCAGAAUCAUUCCAUUUGUGGCGGCUGAUGCAGUUGUGGCUAAGACAGACACAGGCAGUGCUGUCAACUACGCCAACAAACCACUGCAUCCAACACAACAGCGCAAAAACACGCCCUACUACAAACUCAAUCAUCACACCAACCGCUUCUCACCUCCUACCGAAACUGAAGGUGGAUUUGUACCGAAAGAGCCGCCUCUGGAUCUCCCUCUCCCUCUCUACGAUGGUCCUUAUCACUCAGUGGGCUUCAACAUUGAGAUAACUGUGCCUCCACCAGCUGAUCAAGCUUUGCCAUCACCUACUGCCAACCUGGAAAAAAUGUGCAUCCACAACGGGAAACGCUACCGCUCGGGGGAGGUGGUGGGGGAGCCUGUGUCCUGCAACACAUGCAUGUGCUACUAUGGGGAGGUAGUCUGCCAGGAGCCCAAAUGCUCCCUUCCCCCACCAGGGUGUAGCAGGGUACGUGAUCCGACCGUCGGAUGUUGUGGCCGUAUUGUGUGUGGCACAAACGACCUUGACUCGCCCACACGUGUAAUCGAGCACAUCAACACACCGGCACCCCCGCACGCGCAUGCGCCGCACUACUCGUCCCCCACCACCAACCUGCCAGCCUUCACAAUAGCUGACAGCGUCGUUUCCACGCCGGAUCCAUUCCGUGACGUCAUCCGCACCGAACCGGCUCCAGAUCUCCCGUCUCUAAUCGGCGAAAUAAUACAUCUGUGGGACCAGACCACUCAACAGUAUGGAAGUAGUACGAGUUCGUUGCCAUCUAUUACAACAGGGGCUUAUGAAGGAGUAAAUGAAGAUGGUGGUAAAAAUGGAACAGGGAACGACAGCCAUGGAAUAAGGAACGGAGGUUCUGGAAUUGAGGACAAAAGUAAGGGAAGUAAUGGAUAUCAAACAAUAAUAAUGGAAUAAGGAACGGAGGUUCUGGAACUGGGAACGAUAGUCAUGGAAUAAAGAACGGAGGUUCUGAAACCGGGAUCAUUAUCAGUGGGAUAAGGAAUGGAGCUUCUGGAAUUGAGGACAAUAGUAACGGAAGCAAUGGAAUAUCGAACAAUAAUAAUGGAACAGGAAACAACAGCAAUGGAGUAAAGAAUGGAAAUAAUGGAGAAUGGAGCGUCAGCAAUGGAGUAAAUAAUGUUGGUGAUGGAAUUGAUAGAAUCGAUGUAGGCUUUGCUACAAGUAGUGAGGAAAAUAGAGAAGAAAUAUAUCUGACACCUAUUUUCAAAUCUAAUAAAACAAGGACAGAACCAAUACAUGUUAAAAUUGACGGAGACAACCGUGAUGGUUCUUCUCCACAUGAAGUUACUAUAGAACUAUCUAAAAUUCCAUCUAAGGUUGUGGUUCAAAAUGUUGAUACAAAUCGUGAAACAGAAAAUCCACUUGAUUCUUUGUUUCUCUCCAGUGCUCCAUCGAAAACUGUCGUUCAAAGCAUUGAUUCUAAACUAGAUAUUCUUUCAGAAAUACCCAAAGCUGGAGUGGUCUCCAAAAUUGAGACGCAUGUCACCUCAACCGAAUCUGUCUCAUCAGAAGUUGGAAUGACUUCUAAAUCGGAUAAAAAUGCUGAGACAUCAACUUUGAGAAGUGGGGUGAAUGGAGGCCUACCUCAAGUAUCUAAUGACAAAUAUGAUAAGGUUUCUUCUACAACUGGAGACAGAUCUUCUACAGGGAAUAUUGUAACUUCAUCAUAUCCUACAAACCACAGAACAUCAAGUAUAAGUUCUACUACACCUCGAGUUCUGGAAACAACUUCAAAACUCUCAGACCCUUCUUCAUAUUUAUUCUCUACAGAUGAUUCUGAUGACAUUGAUGACUCGGAAGCAGAAUUGAAAAACGAGGAGGACACUGAUUAUAGUGACAAUUUUUCUCUAGAUAGUGUUUUCAAGUUUUUCUUCGACAGCGGCAGUGAAGCAUCGGAGGCCAGCACUGUGAAGUUGCCUGCCUCAGAAACUGUCACACCUCCCACUUCAACUUCAACCUCAAGAAAACCUGUUUCCCUGAAAACCCCAAUUUUCCCCGUCACUAGUACAACAAAACCAUCCGCCAUCAACAAAACUUCACCAUUGAAAAUUUCCACCACCACACAUUCCCCUGUGAAGGUCUCCCCUGUCAAAAACACAUACUUCAGUAGCAGAAUCACUGCUAAACCUGUGAAGGACAUCAUUAAUAACUCACAUAAAAACGUGACGACCACCAGUAAUCUCAGUAAAAUCGAUGUUGAUGUAGAAGAAAAUCAACCACAAGAAGUGAGAUUAAGCCCUGAUGAUCUUGAUAAGAUUAUUGAAAGUGAGAAACUGAGAACAGAGAAACCAAUCAUUUAUAUCAACCGGUUUCAUUCUGUUACAAACGACCUCAAAAAUCGUAACAGGACCAGAGUACCUGGAACGAUUACAAGAAUUCCUCCCAGUGGAAUAGGUGGUGCUAACAGGAAUAAUGGAACGAAACAUAAUGUAACAGGAGCUGUUACUCCUGGUAGUAACAAAUUUGAUGGCGUGAGGAAUGGAACAGUUAAUAAGUUUGGGAGUUCGGUAACUGGUGGUAAUAAAUUUGAUGGUUCAAAAGGUAAUGGAACCGUUAAUAAAUUUGGAAGUAACAAGUUUGAUGGUGUAAGGGGCCACCACAGUAAUGGAACAUUGAAUAAAUUCACCGGUUAUGCAGCUUUGAACCGUGCGCCUGGUAGCAACAGAAACGUAACAGGAGGUGUCAUCAAGCCGCUGAAUAGAAUACCAGGAGUAUACUCCAGGGUACCAGGUACUGUUUCUAGAAUAAGUAGCACAACGGCUAAAAGCAGUACUGUGACAGAUGACGAGGUGCAACAUAUAUCUGCAGUGCAGCCAACUACAGCGGAUCCCAGUGCGGUAACCGGUCUACUGAAGUUGGCCGGAUGUAAUAUCUAUGGCAGAAUGUACCGAGUUGGCAAAAUAAUCACGGAACUGUCGGGGCCGUGCUUGGAGUGUAUGUGUACAGAGGUGGGUGUUCAGUGUAGGCCAUUGCCUUGCUCAUGAACAAUACAGUCUAAACAAACAACUGUGGAUCUCAUUUUCUAAUAAUAGUAACAAAUGGUCAGUUUCCAGUAUUUUUUCUUCAAACUUAUGUAGGCCUACACUAUAAAGGUUUCUUCAACCCUGAAUGUAACUACUACGUAGGUCCACGUUAUAUAUAAUGGCAGUGGAGAAAGAUAGGAGAAAAACGUUGCCGAACCUCUGUCUUGUCAAUGCAUUCUUAAGACGGUAGCUGAUACAGGUUUAUUGAUGUAAUAAUUGUUCAUUCUCGUUUAAAAUAAUCAAUUCUAUUAAGCAAUAAAUUAUAUUUUCAAUAAUUUCAUAAUCAAUUUACAUAAUUAGGAUGAAAUAUUUUAUCAAUUAAUUAUUAAUUCAACAUUGUUAAAAGACGAUCUGGCAACAGAGCAAAGCGAGAAAGAGAUAGCGCUAUCCGCUUUGUUGAAUGAAAGACAAUGAUAGAGCAAUACCAUUGCUAAUCAAACACUGCCAUUAUAACGUGAACCUCACUACAAAAAGUACUUGGUAUUUUGAAGGUCUACUAUAAAUAAUCUAUGAAAGUAGCCUACCUACUUAAUUUCAUAGACAUAUAUAUUUUGAACGAUUUUUAAUGCAUUGUUUUGUGUUAUCCUGAAGGAAUGCAAUAUUAACCAGUAUAUUAAAUCAGAUUUAGGCUAUUGUUUCCCUUUUUCCAACAAACUUAUAGGAACUUGUAGAAAAUACUGAAACUCUCUCAUUUCUUUGUAGCUAGCUCAGUAAUUUUUCAUACUCAGUGAAUUAUAUCGAGUGUGCGGUCAGAGAAAACUUCUAUACUAGAACUAAAACCUAAAUAUAAAACUUCUAGAUUGUUUAUUCUGAGAUACGGUAUAGUGUGAUAAUCUCACUGAACUCCAUAGGAGAUCAAGAUGUUUUUAUUAACUAUUCCAAUAUAUUAUCAUCAUCAAAAAUGUUAUUGAGACGUCCUCGGACUAUCUAGUUUACGAAUAUUUAAGGAUCUAGAAAAUUUAUAAGUGUUUGAAAAUGUUGAACUUUCCGAAUCAUCAAUAUUACUUGAAUAGUUUCACAUUAUGAAUAAUGUUUUUAUAUCAUGAAUAAUGUUUUUAUAUUAUGAAGAACAUUUUAAAUCAUUCAUUAAAUCCGGAAAAAUGUCAAAAUUGAAUGAAUGAACGCUAUACAGAUUUGUGUAGGUUCCAUACCGUUUCCAUAUUAUCCACAACGCUAUAGGAAACAUUAUUUGUUCAACAAAACAAUAAAUAAAUGUAUCUUUGUAAAUAAUUAUUUCUCUAGAAUAUUGCUUGUUAAUGAAAUAUUGAUAAUUAGUUGCGUUUGUGAAUGAAUUGGAAAUUUGUCUUUUUUCUGAUCAUUAAUAUCAGAGCCUCAGAUAGAUUUACAUUUUUGGUUCAUGUUCUAUUAAAUUAUCGAGUGUGCCAUUUCCAUUACUUUUGUAUGAAUGUGUGAACUGAUUAAACACUUAUAUCAUA
This is a messenger RNA of Nilaparvata lugens (brown planthopper), 6361 nucleotides long. RefSeq lists its product as uncharacterized. Bases 337 to 2796 code for a protein of 819 amino acids. The transcript has 13 exons. Gene Ontology annotation, molecular function: protein binding. The record is from RefSeq and is a predicted model, not a curated record. Lineage: Eukaryota; Metazoa; Arthropoda; Insecta; Hemiptera; Delphacidae.